AUGGACAUCCAGCGUGUGACCUCCGCGAGCACCAGGCGGACCGGUGGAGAGUGGGCAAGAGGGGCGCACGAGAGAGGCUGCACCACUACACAGCCAAAUGCACUAUUGGCUCUUGGAACUUCCCCCGAGAGCGUUAUGGCUUCAGGCGCCGGUAAGGCUGCACAGCCCGCUGGUCAGGGCUCCGCCGUUAACGGAAAUGCGGCAGAGUUCCCCAGCAUCGAGCAAGACACGGAGCAGUACGACUACCAGAUGCACAGCAAAAUGUGCAAGAAGAUCGCCCAGCUCACCAAGGUGAUUUACUCUCUGAACAUGAAGAAUGAGGAGCAGGAGGCCACGCUCCAGGCCCUGAGUUAUGCCCACCACGAGGAGCUGCACCGGGUCCUGAUGGAGUCCUGUCAUGAAGGGGAGGGCUCCGUGCUGAGGGUCCGCCUCCUGGAGCUGCAGGAGUGUCUGGAUGAGCAGCAGCGACUGGGAGCUCAGGUGCAGGCCGACUUUGAGUGCUAUCGCCUUCAGGCCGAGGAGCGUGAGCGUGAGGCGGAGGCCGAGCUCAGGAAGGAGUUUGAGGAGAAGCUGCGAGCCGCACAGGAGACGCUACAGGAGGCCCGGGUGCAGAUGAGUACGGCCCAGGACGAGAGCCUCCGCCUGUGCAAAGAACUGGAGAGCAUGGUUCAGCAUGUGCAGCAGCUGGAUACUAAGUGCGAGGAGAUGCAGAGAGAAGCUGAAGUGGAGGAGCGACAGCGAAGAGAGGAGAAGAGACAGAAGGAGGAAGAGGAGAGGAGGAGGGAGGAAGAGCGGCGCAUAGAGGAGCGGGAGGACACUGAGCGAGUGCGGGCCCUCUUAGACCAACUGAAUGCUCUGAGACAGGACCGGGAGCGCGCAGAGGAGGACAAGAGGAGAGCGCUGAAGGACGAGAGAGACCGCUGGCAGGAGAAGAUUCAUGAGCUGCAUGAGGAGCAGGAGGAGGCGCGAAGGAAGAUGGAGGUGGAGUGGAGAGAGGAACGGCGUCAGUGGGAGGAGCGUGAGGAGGAGGAGAAAAAAGGCAUGCACAGUGCUCUACGCGAACGAGUGAAAAUGGCGGAAGCGGAGGUAGAGAGUCAGCUGGAGAAACUUGACGAAAGCAAGAGGAGCACAGUGAAGCUGCAGGAAAGGAUACAGAACUUGGAGGAGGAGCUGGAGUUAUACCGCAAGCGUGUGUCCGAAACCGAGGGGGUGGUAAAGCGGGCGGAGGAGGAGUUAGCUGUGGCCAAGGAGAGGCUGCUGCUUCAGGAGGACGAGUUACAGAGCAGGGCAGAGGAACUGUUGAACCGCGGGGGCUGCGAGGUGUGCGUGUGCGCAGAGGUGGAUGAACUUCGGAGUCAGGUGAGCCGACUACAAAGCCGCAACCGUGAGCUGGAGCUACAGAGCAGCGGCAGGAACAGCGACCACGCCCGCCAGAUACGCCAGCACGCCGAAGCCUUGUCCAGCCUGCGCUCUGAGAUGGUGCGAGCCCAGACGGAGGAGCUGCGGCGCAUACAAAAACACGCAGACGACGAAAGGGACAAACUGCAGAAGGAGAUAGAGCGAGAACGCCAGGCCCUGCAAAAGGAGGAGCAGGAGAAGAAUCAGCUUGAGCAAGAACUCUCCAGACUGCGGCGAGAGCGGGAGGAGGAGCGUGAGCAGCAGAGGAGAGACAUGGAGGAGCUGAAGGAGCGCCUGAGGAGGGAGAAGGAGGAGGACAUGGACCGGCAGAGGAAGGAGCUGGACGUGGAGAGGGUGCGAGUCCGAUCCCAGUUGGAUAAAAGCAUGGAGCAGGUGGAUGCGGAGAGGGCCGGGGUGCAUCACAGACUGGAGGAGGAGAAGAGAAGGCUGGCGGAGAAGGCAGAGGAGGACCGGAAGAGGCUGAAGGAGCAGGUGAGGAAGGCCAUCGAAGAGGUGAUGAGGAGACACGCCGCAGAACUCAACAGUGUCCAAGAAGCACUGAGCUCAGAGAAGAAGACAAACCAGGAGGUCUGUGCACGUUUGGAUGAGGAGAGGAGGAAGAGUGAGGAGCUUUGCAGUGGCCUGGAGAAGGAUCUGGACGAGUUUAGGAUGAAACUCAAGGACUCAACGGCUGAGAUAUGUCGACUAGAGGCUGUUCUCCAGCAGCAGGAGAAGAAGGAGAAAGCUCCGGACGUCCUUCCCCCUUGUGGUUCGCGGUGCUCCCACAUGGAAGAGGAGCUCCACCAGACCCGCUCUAAACUGGCUCGAAUCCAGGAGGACGCGGAGAGGCAGCGGGACAGACAGCAGCGGGAGAUCACCACACUGAAGGCGGACAAGCACCGGCUGGAGGAGAAGGUGCUGGAGCAGAGCAGACUCAGCACCGAGAGGAACCUCCUAGAGCAGAGGACCGAGGACCGCGUCAGGGAAGAGUGCGAGGAUCGUCUCAGAGCAGAAUUCAGGAUUGAGAUGAACGCUGCAGUGGCCGAGACGGAGCAGAGAUGGCAAACGCAGGAGCAGGACAUGCAGAGUCACAUUGAGGAUCUAGAGGCACAAGUGAAGGAGCUGCAGGUCCAGAUGGAAAAAAAGAAAGCUGGAUCUGGAGACGAUUGUCACAUGAAUCCUGAGAUUGACAAGCUCAGAAAAGAGGUUCAAGACACCAAGGAGAUAAACAAGAAACUGAGAGAUCUCUUGCAGGAACCUCAGGGCCAAUCUGAGGAGCGACACAGUCACACCAUGGCGCUGCAGGCUUUGGAGAGAAAAGCAAAAGAAGAUGUUCUGUCUGAGAGAAACCGGCUGCAAACAAUGCACCACCUGGAACUAGAUAAGCAACGAGCUGAACUGACCCAGCAGCACACCGAGUGGAGCCGACAGAUGACUCAGAGGCAUAUGCAGCAAAUAGAAGACCUGCAAGCCCAACUACAAGCACACACCCAGAUGAUGGCGCUACAACAGGACCUGAAGCAGCAGAACCAGAACCAGGUGUUUGAGAGGCAGCUGGACGAGAGUCGCUGCGCCGUGCUCGAACUGCAGAGGGAAAACGCAACGCUUAAGAGGCAACUCAAGGAAAAGGCAGCGCGUGAGAAGCAUGAAGUGGAGAAGAAGGAGGAUGACAGUGUGGAGCUGGACAUAAAGCGAGACGCACAGCUGGAGGAGGAGGCCCAGCGGCUGAAGGAGCAGGUGGAGAAGCUGCGCGUAGAGAUGGAAAAGCUGGAGGAGUCGCAGAAAAACUGGGAGGAGCGCAAGGACGAGGAUCUGAAGGACGAGGAGGUGGAUGAGGAGAAGAGAAGAGCACGUGAGGAGGAGAGGCGUCGCGAGGAGGUGGAGGAGAUCCGGAGGGAACACAAGAGGGAGCUGCAGAGCCUGGCCUCAGAAUACAGCAGCGCACAGUCGCACCUGCAGGCGCGCAUCGUGGCCUUAGAGAACGAGCUGCGUGAGCGGGAGGAGCGGUGCAGGGGGAGGCAGAGUCGAUGUGAGGAUUUGCAGUUGGGAAGACUUCAGGAGAGACUGACAGAGAGGGACCAGCUCAUUAAACGAUUAGUGGAAGAAAGGCAUCAGCUGCAGCUCCACCCUCCUCCUGUUGUGAGGGACAACAGCCCUGAGCAAUGUGACAACAAGUCCCGCCCAGGAAGUGCCACUCCGACCAUGAGGCGAAAGAACGCAGAGUCCUCUCGAGUCACCAGCAUCUCCAGCAGCAGUUAUGACCGAAACAUCUUCCACUCUUCGCCGUCUUCCACAACGUCUUGCCAUCAUUCAAACUUCUCCUCCACCCUGCCUCACCCAUCCUCACAUCCACACACCACGCACUACUCCACCUCCUCUCUGCCGCACAAGCACUCGUCUCUGGGCCAGCAUUCCAGUCCAGCCACGCCGCGCUCUACCCGAUCGCGCUCCUCCUGUAUCCCUGCCACCCCAGCGCCCACCGCUCCCCUCCCCGUCUGCCCCUCAUCACAGACGGGCAUCCGCUAUGUGUCCCCUUCAUGCCUCGACCCACACCUACAAUCAAUCAGGGGUCCGUAUCUGGAGCCAAGAGGGACUGGAGGGCUAAAACAGGAGUGGUACACCAAAUACUUCUCCUUCUGA
This is a messenger RNA of Knipowitschia caucasica, 4038 nucleotides long. The record is from the annotation of a GenBank genome assembly. Lineage: Eukaryota; Metazoa; Chordata; Actinopteri; Gobiiformes; Gobiidae.